CCAGAAAUUUCCCCUCCCUCUCUGCAGAAUCCGGAUCUGCCCUGCUUUGCUCUGUCCUUCCGCCGGCUGCUCUUGAUUGUGGGUGAUUUCUGGGCAUUUUUCUGAUUGCCGCCGGCCUUCUUCCCCCUGCUAGGUCCGGUUCUUGCUGGAAAAUUCUGGUCCUCGAUCGUUUUGUCAGUUAGCACUGAGAGUGAGUGCUCGGUUUUAUGCGAGUGAGGUAAGUAAUUUAUGGUAAUGCCCGUACUGUUUUAAAAGCAUGUUUUGAUUUGUUUUUGAAGUGGUGGCGGGACUAAACCCGUUUUACACAAGUGUGACUGAUUUGAAGUGAAAUGUUUUAUGCUUUCAUUAAAUUGAGCAUGUCUACUUGAAAUUUGAUUGAUUGUCCUGAUUAUUUGAAAGUGAUUGGUGAAUUAUGUUUUUCUAUUAACUUCAGCCUGUUUUGUCUCUGAUGUGGUCGUGUUAUUACUGACCCUGCUAGUAGGGGUUAAACGCUAGCACAUGUCGACAUGUUAUUGAUAGGACCGGUUCGUUCGACUGACCCUGCUAGUGGGGGUUAUACACCAGCAAAUACUGACCCUGCUAGUGGGGGUUAUACACCAGCAAAUCGUGGCUCUGCUAGUGGGGAUUAUACACUGGCCGUGACCUAUAGAGGAGACGUCUAUUUCGUGCCCAUACUGUAUCCGUUUUUCGUGAUUGUACUUGUUGGCAUGCUAUAAGUUUAAUUAAGGGCACUCCAUAUUUACUUACUGAGUUUAUCUCAUAGUUUUUCCUUGUCCACUAUUUCAGGAAGUGAAACCGAGGACGGGGAAACCACGGGAAGUGACGAGUUAGAAAGCUAGCCAUUUCGGGAUUGAUAUAGAUUGUAGAAGUAAAUCAUGAUCUUGUAAACUAGAAUGUAUUUGGAGAUUUAUGAUAUCAGAGUAAAUUUUAAAGAUUUGAUCUUCAGAUUUUGAUGGUAUCAGAGUAUGAUAUGAUUAAGUUCCGAGCCUUGUGCACUUGUGGGACUCGUCUCACGAGUGCACGGCGUCUGUCACGUCCCCGGAUUUGGGUUCUGGGGCGUGACAAUUAUAUAAC
This is a messenger RNA of Rubroshorea leprosula, 1074 nucleotides long. NCBI's taxonomy places the organism in Eukaryota, Viridiplantae, Streptophyta, Magnoliopsida, Malvales, Dipterocarpaceae. The record is from the annotation of a GenBank genome assembly.